Messenger RNA from Saprolegnia parasitica CBS 223.65, 240 nucleotides. RefSeq lists its product as hypothetical. Bases 1 to 240 code for a protein of 79 amino acids. NCBI's taxonomy places the organism in Eukaryota, Oomycota, Saprolegniomycetes, Saprolegniales, Saprolegniaceae. The record is from RefSeq and is a predicted model, not a curated record. The transcript is spliced from 2 exons.
AUGAGCAGUACCAGCAAGCGCCAAGCCACGACGCCGCCGACGGUCCUGGGCCUCGACCACGUCCUGACCGCCAUUGUCCAGUACAUACCUGCCGCCAAGGACGUCAAGGCCUUCCUCGCUGCGCUUCCAGCUUUGGCACGUGGAAGCACGCAUCUGGGCGCGCUCCACGGCCUCUUUCAAGCGCCACAACGCGCUGUCCUUGCGAGUCGCUGGUACCUUGAGCGCCGCACGACCACGUAA